This is a messenger RNA of Populus euphratica (Euphrates poplar), 1341 nucleotides long. RefSeq names its product two-pore potassium channel 1-like. Gene Ontology annotation, cellular component: plant-type vacuole membrane; plasma membrane. The transcript is spliced from 3 exons. Bases 155 to 1144 code for a protein of 329 amino acids. NCBI's taxonomy places the organism in Eukaryota, Viridiplantae, Streptophyta, Magnoliopsida, Malpighiales, Salicaceae. Gene Ontology annotation, molecular function: outward rectifier potassium channel activity; potassium ion leak channel activity. The record is from RefSeq and is a predicted model, not a curated record. Gene Ontology annotation, biological process: stabilization of membrane potential; potassium ion transmembrane transport.
UUUUCUAGGAAAUUUCGUAACCGGAGCACUUUAAAUUAGACGCAAACCUGCUUCCACUGGUCAAACCAGUAGCUCGGUUUCGGUGAAGUGGAGUUGUAGUUGGAAUUGAUUUUCUAAGAGCCCGUUAAGCAUCCGUGUUUGCUAAACCACGUCGAUGGCUUCCAAUGGUGCAAAGCAGUCCUUUCUGUCAGGAUUGGUGGAUCCCACCUCUCAACGAAUUGAUGAUUGUUCUCCCAACAGAAAAAGGUUUCGCAGUCUUCAAAGUACUCUAGCAGAGUUUGUUCCUUCAGAUGGUGGUGGCAAAUGGCCAAUUCCAAGUUAUGAAUUCCUUUUCGGGGGACUUCACCAGAGCCUGAAGACACUAGCUAUGAUCUUGGCCGUCUACGUGUCUGCUGGCACUAUGUGCUUUUAUGCUGUCAGGGAUGAUAUCAAAGGGAAGACAUCAAAUCCGAUUCUUGAUUCUCUGUACUUCUGUAUUGUGACGAUGACCACAGUGGGAUACGGGGACCUUGUGCCCAAUAGUGCCUCCGUGAAGUUAGCUGUCUGUGUUUUUGUCUUCAUAGGGAUGGCUCUAGUUGGACUGAUACUGAGCAAAGCAGGAGAUUAUUUGGUAGAGAAGCAGGAAAUAUUACUGGUUGAAGCCCUUCACAUGCAUCAAAAACUUGGUCCAGCUGCAUUUCUAAAGGAAACUGAAGUCAACAAAGUCAAAUACAAAUGCUAUUUGGCUGUAGCUAUUCUUUCAGGGCUUAUGAUGAUCGGAUCAGUUUUCCUAUACAUGAUUGAGGAUCUGGACGUUGUUGAUUCUUUCUACUGUGUCUGUUCUACCAUUUCAACUCUCGGCUAUGGAGAUAAGAGCUUCUCAACUGGAUAUGGCCGUAUGUUCGCUGUAGUUUGGAUACUGACGGGCACUGUUGGUUUAGGUCAGUUAUACAUGUACAUUGUUGAGCUAUUCACUGAGAGCAGACAGAGGAAACUGGUGAACUGGGUUCUCACCAAAAUGAUGGCCAAUUCAGAUUUCGAAGCAGCAAACAUAGACGAUGAUGCUGUUGGCACUGCCGAGCUCAUCCUAUAUAAGCUUAAAGAGAUGGGGAAGAUCAGCCAAGAAGACAUCAUGCUUGCACAGACAACUCCAAUGAAGAAGUGACUUAUCAACCAUCAGCUAGUAGUCCUCGAGCAGUAAAGCUGAGUGAUAUUGGGAGAGUUUAUUGUACCAAGUUUACCUUUAGUUUGUUCAUUAUGUUUGGAAAUUUAAGAUUUAAACAUAAAUAAAAUAAUUCCAAUAAUGGUUUGGAAAACUUUUAGCAAAAUAAAUAAAUUCUACAAUGAGAUUUUUAUAAGGCA